UCUCCUUUUCGCCGUCUUUAUGUGUCUGUCUACUUCGCUUCUUAUUUUCGAGUCGCCACAGACGAAAAUUUGGUUUGCAAUUUUGCAAACACCAAUCCCAAGUUUAUGUAAAUAACUCUUAAAUGUGUAAAUUGUUUAGUGUGCUAAUUGUUUUCAAUGGAAUUUUGACCUACAUAUCUGUAGAAGAUGAGUAUUUUGCUACCAUGCAAGGAUCCAUCUUGUCUCGUCUUAAAUAUCCCAGAACUGAUCACUGACGCAUUUCUCGAGAACAUCCACAAGGCGAACGUUGUCUACACGAGCCGCUUCAACAAGUGGUAUCUCAGGACCCACUUGAAGAUUGAUGACUCAAAAAUAUUUUCAUGCCGUUUUAAUCAAACCUAUUUAAUACAAAAUCAAGGUUGCACCUCUGAGUAUUUUCUGUCUGCUGUCCCAUCAAAUUUUUCAAGCGGCUCUGCAGUUUUCGUUUUGAAAGGUGACUCAGGAUACACUAUCUAUCUAGGCAAAUUUCGGGAUGCCCAAAAGAUCCUUCUGAAUCCCCUGAUUCAGAGAAUUUCCCAAGGAGAGGAACCUGUGGUUGUACAGGUUGUAGACCCUGCCGAUGUGUUUGGAAAUGUAAACAGCUUUAAUCCUCCAAAGGAUGAAGUCACUCCAGAGUUCCUCUCUUCAUUAAUAAGGCGAGAGCUCAAGAGGGAACCUGAACGAAUCAUCAUUGGAGCCCCAAUUUUCGGAACGCAAAAAUUACUCCUACAAUUAGCUCAAGAACUACAAAUAACUCUAAAAUUGGACAGAGUGAGAGAGACAAUUUUCUCUUUUCUGCAAUUGAAUGAGGAUUUUUACAGUGCUAAGAAAAACCCAGAUCAUAUAGAAGUAAAGGACUUGAGUAGUUUUUCAUACAACUCUCAGCAGAAGAAAGUCAUCUUCAGUCCAGGCUCCAGGUUUGAAAAUGCAGUGUACAUCAAAAUCGGAUCACUACCAUGUGAUGAAUUGACUGAUGAGAAGUUGUCAUAUGGAAGUAACAUAUUUUAUUUCCUACCAAAUGUUCACACCGUGACUCAAGAUGACUUGGGUAUAUUUCUUGAUAAGCUCAAGCCAAGAAAAAUUCUGGAUCUCCCACCAUUGUUAAUUGAAGCGUGGAAGAUUAGCAACUACAACAGAGAAGGCAACUUUGUCCCAAGAAUGAGGUCUCGUCACAACUCUAGGAUACUAUCCAAAGGAUUUCUUACGAAUUACAAAACCAACCCAAAAAUUCUACCCAAAGAUCUUCAAGAAAUUUUUAGUCACUCUCGGCGACAGAGAUCGGCAGCACCUCGGUGUGACAGUGAAUCUUUUCCAAAUUCAGACAAGGAGCUAACGGUAGUCAGUGUCGAAGGUGACAGUGAAAAAACCGUUGAACUUGUUGAGCAGGAUUCAAAACUGUUCUGGAAAAAGCCUGAAGACUUGCUGAAUCAGAGUAGAUUAACAUCAAGUAAUUUGACAAAGAAUGAAGUUUCCGAGGAGCGAAGCAAGCUUAUGCAGAGCUACUUGGCAUCCGAAUCUGAGCGACUAAAAGGAUCCAAGUCCUCAGACCCUGUAACCAAAGCUGUGAUAAGACCUGAUAGAAAAGCCGCACCCAAGAGAGUUUUUAUUCAGGUUGAGGAGCAAAAAAUUACUGUGCGUAAGUAUAGGAUCCUCAACAGUCCUCCUUGCAGCAGAGAAAACUUAAGUUGGAAGCAAAAAUUUGACUGUGAUCGUAAAUUAAGUUCAUCCCCAGAAGAAGUAGUAGUAGAUUCAGUUUCGGAUGAUGUUCCAACACACAACACCCAUCUGAGGCUUAAGCAGCUCUUGCAAAAGUCAUUACGCUCAGGAACAACACAAACACCAAUUCCAAUUUGCAGAGUUGUUCUCCAUAAAUCAUCCUCGCUCCCAUCCGAUAAUAUCUGUGAUACUAAGUUUGAAAGUAAGAAAAGUCUUCUGACGUAUAAAAAGAAAGAGCGAAACAAUAAAAGAAAAAUGGGGAAUAUUUCUUCAAAGUUAGAGCUGAGGCAGGCUAAAGAAUUGAAAGAAAUGAGGAAAGAAUUAAAGAAUCUUUUGAUCAAUGGGACAUCUAAUUUAUGUCCUGUCAAUCUUGAGUCCCCUAACAGCUCAUUAUCCUACCUAAAUAAGACAUCUCUUUCAUCAGAACAAAGAGACUCUAGCAAAGAAAAGGACUUGAGGGCCAGUUUCAAAUAUGGGCAGAAAAACCAACUCAAGGCUGAGUCUCUAGGGGAUGGGAACUUGAACACACAGAGUGAAAUGAACUGCUCUACAACCAAGAAAAAGAGCCUGCAAGAGCGAGAAUUGCAGUCUCUCAUCAUUGACGGAACUCCAAAUUUAUGCCCCAUUAACUGUGCUGCUUCAGAUAGCUCCGUUGAUGACAUUAAAAGAGAAGAAUUCAAUAGUCGUGCUAGGAGAAAAUGUGAGCCCAAAGAAGGUUCAAUUAAUCACAAGUCAAAUAUCAAGGAAGUACCUAGAACUUCAAGUGAUGGAAGUUGCUCCAUAUCUAAAGAGAAAAACCAGCAUGUCGUAACCUGUAGUAAAACUCGAAAUUCAUCUCAAAUAAACAGUCAACCUGACAACCCAGUUUACAGGAAUAUAAAUGAAAAACUGAAAAGCAAUUCAAUGAGGUUAGCUGGAAACAGGAGUCAUGAAAACAGACACCCAAAAGAUUCAAAACCUAAUGGAUUUUCCUCCUCUGAGCCGAGUUGUGAGUUAGAAGCAGACUUUUCUGAAAUUAAUUCCAAAGAAGAUUCCCGAAAAAGAUUUAGAAGUUGUAGAAAAAUAGAAAAUCCAAACUCAGAAAAUGUUGAAAACUUGUCAACAUCCAUUGAUGAAGGCAGUAAAAGCCUCAAAGUAAAUGGAGCUUUAGACUUAGGUAGUAGUGAUUCAAGUAGACUCUCAUUGGAAAACAACGGUGAUACAUUUGUUGAAAGUCUUAAAGUAAGACAGACAUGUACGAAAAGAAAAUUAGCGGAGGCCUUUACCAGCCCCACCUCCAUGAUCUAUUCAAGAAAACUGAGAAAAUACUCAGAUUCCAGCUAUGAACAUUCUGAAGUUGUGUCCAGUCAUGAAACUGAACUUGGCCAUGAAGUUGGUAAUUCAAACUGUAUUCCUCAAAAAUGGGGAAGGAAAACAACUGAUCAGAGUCAAAAGACUCAUAUCUACCCACCGCAAGGUGAGAAUUUAAAGAAGUUGAUCUCAAGUGGGUUGAAAAGUCUACUGGUACGAAAGAUGGAAGAGGAAUUUAAAGCAGGGCUCAGUAGGAAUCAAGGGAGCCAGCAGUCAGAAAAAAAUUCUAUCAAAGCUAGCGCACAACCUGAAACUAAAAUCCCUUGUGUUUCAGGGAAGAGAGACCUUUUCUCUGCGCCAAGGGAGUCAAGAAAUUCAAAUGUGCCAGAAAAAUCAAGCCCACAAAACAGAGCCAAGAGCAAGGAAACUACAUGUAAAUCACACACAAGCUCUUUUCAGAGAGAGUUAAAUAAUUUAACUGCAGAUGGCAGCGAUAAAGUUUGUCCCAUCAGUAUUCUCUGUGAUAAUGAUGAUGAUUUAAUUUCAAGGAAGCUCAGAAUUAGUAAGUUUCAGGUGGAACAAGACUCAAAUAAGGUAAGUAAAACGUGUGAAAAGGGAUCAGAAGUUGAUAACAAAACGAGAGCCACCCGGCACCGUGGGAGUUUGAAAGAACUUGAAAAUUUAACCAUUGAUGGAACUCCUAAGCUUUGUCCUGUCAAUAUUUCCUGCAAUGAAGAUGGUUUGAUUUCAAGCAUGCUAAAAGUCAAUGAGUCUCAGGCAGAGAAUAGUGCAGAAAUAACAAGAACAGACCUUGUAAAUGGAGCCAAAGUUGAUAGAAAAAUUGGAAUUUGGAAUGAAGAUAGAACACCUACGAAAUUGGACCCUUCUCCUUCACAGGUAAUAGAUUAUCGUGGGAAAAACUGGUCCAAGGAGCUGAAAAAAUUGAGUAUUGAUGGAACUUCGAAAAUGUGCUCUGGAAAUAAAAUUCCUGCUGAGGACCUGUUCAGUGCACGCAAACUUAAAGAGAAAUUUGAUAUAAUCUUUAAUCAGCCAUCAACAACUCAAAAAUCUAGGCCAAGACCUAACCUAGAAAGGAAAACCAACAACAGUGUUUUUCUCUCGCAGAAAAAACUAGUAAAUGCUUCCAACCAUGCCGAUGGAGUCAGUUCAUUAUCUUAUACACCUAUAGUAAAUACUGGAGCUGAUUUUAAUAUUCCAAGUCUCAAAGAUAUGAGGAAGCCAUCUUCUAAUUCUAUUGCAACAAGUAAAGCUGGAGCAAACUCAGAAACUGAAAUUCUACAGAAGUCUGAUCCGAACUAUAGAACCAACCAAGAGAACAGACCAAUGGAAUCUUUGGCAAGCAGUGAACCCUCGCAGUCUACUCAUCGUAAACUCCCCACAAGAGAAAAUAAGAGGAAGAACAAACUAAAUUUUGAGCUAAAAAAUUUAGCUAUAGAAGGCACUCGUAACCUCUGUCCACUAAAUCUCACAUCUAGUCAUAAAGUCCUCUCACAACCCUGGAAGGAAGAGCAAACAUCAUAUAACAAUUUUUCUAAUGGAUACCUUAAAAGUAAGGUGUCCAAAAAUGCUGCGUUUAAUGGAGCUCAAUCACUGAAGGAAAAGCUUAACAAUGAGGUAACAAAAUGUAUUCUUAACGGUACAACUGACUCAAAUGGAUUACCUCCCAUGUUUGUUUCAGAAACUAAGGAGAAUUUGAAAGAACUUAGUAAAAUAAGCAAGAACCAAAACAAUGAGGCUGUUUUGAAAUCAAAAAAAUGUGAAAGAGAUCUUUCUGACAAGUCUCGCUCAAUUAAAGAAAAUGAAGAUGGAAACCGACAAAUCUUUCAAGAGAAAUGUACCGGGUCCACAGUUUUAGCAGCUGAAAAUCCGGAUGAAGUAGAAUUGAUUCAAAUAAAAAGAGAACGCUCUACUAUCAAUUUCUGGGAUGAUUUAACUGGAAUUGACAUUACCAAGAUCAAACCAUGCAGCAGGAAGACAGUGAAAUUCACUCCAACACCUAUCACAUCUCGUGCUUCAUCUGUUCAAUCAUUUCAGAUGUCACCGAUGAAACAUUUCCUAUCACAUGAAAUUAAAGAAGAUCUAAUCAAUGGAAUGAGGCACAAUUUAUCAGUGAAAGUUCAGAAAUUUGAUAACAGCAACUAUGCGGACCUUGAUUCGCCCAAAUGUUUACCUAACUCUCCUGCAAAGAGUUCAAAAGUGGGCAACACUAGUUCUAUGAAGUUGCUACUGAACACACCAAGUAAGAAAGAGAACAAAUCAAGUCCAACAAAAUCAUUGUUGAGAUCUGCAAGUCUGUCCAAAUCCUUGCUGGAAUCGCCCUCGAAUCAAAGUUUGUUAAACCGGAAAUAUGAAGCAGGCACAUAUGAAAAACCUCGUUUACAAUCCUCUGCCCAGAAAAAAUUGCUGGGCAAAGAGUUGAAAGCUCUUCAGGAAAACUUACUGGAAGCUCGCUUGGAAAUUCUCUCAGGCUUACGUCCUAAGAGACUACGUCAGAAAUUUGAUAAGAGCAACAACAAGGAGCUUGAUUUGCAAGAGCUUUCACUUAAUACCCCUGCAAAGAAUUCGAAAGUGGGAAAUACUAGGGCCAUGAAGUUACUAUCAAGCACACCAAUCAAGAAAGAGAAGAACACCAGUCCAACAAAUUCAUUGUUGAGAUCUACAAGUUCGUCUGAAUCAUUGCUGACGUUGCCCUCAAGUCAAACUUUGUUUAAUCGAAAACAUGAAGCAGAUAGCUACAAAAAAGUUUCUUCACAAUCCUCUGCCCGGAGAAAAUCGCUCAACAAAGAGUUGAAAGCCUUACAAGAAAAUUUACUGGAAGCUCGCCUGGAAAUUCUUUCAGGUUUACGACCAAUGAGGUUGCGCCAACCUGUAAAGAAGCCAAAAAAACUGUACAGUUCAAGUGGCAUGAAAGUUCAAAAGGUGGAAAGAUCGAGGCCUUUUUCAACAGUUAAGAUGUUAGUUGACUGUUUGAAGGAAAGUUCAGAUCAUGAUUGCAAUCUUGACCUUCCAAGGGUUACUAAUUUUGAGGUCAGUCGGCCAUCGGACCGAUUCAAAGUUGCAAAGAAAGAUGACAGCCGCAAGAAAAAUUGCAGUCUCAAAUCAUGUUCUGUUCUUGUGGAAGAUAUCCAAGAAAAAACAAAAUUUUUCCGUCUUCUUGGUUUACAGUUGAGCAGUACAAUCCCGAAGCGGCCUGUGUCUAAGAAGGAAAAGAUCACCAAUCUAAGCUUUUAUCAAUUUCCCAAAAGAUUUAAAAGAUGGAAACGUAAACCCAAUGGGGUAGAUUACUAUUGUUGAAGUCAGGUUCCAAAUGACACUGAAAAUACAGUACAAGUGCAGCAGUCAGUGUAACUUGUAUUGAUAAAGUGAAUUCAUUGCAAAAUCUCGCAAUUACUUUCAAGUUUCAUUAACCAAGAAACUUUUAAGUCUCUUAUUUAUUUUUUUACUAACACAAAUCACACAAUUAUUAACCUAAGAUAGAGUAAUUACCAAACUAAUUUUAGUGUAAACCCACACUAAGACCUGGCAUUUGCUUUUUUCUGUGAAAGCAGUGCACUGCAUCGUUUUGUAGUUUCCUCAUUAAUGCAUUAUUACACCUCAAAACAUCUUAAGUUCCAUUUUAUCUCUUGCAAACAUGUGCAACCUUUAAGAUCCCAAAUUUGUAAUUUUACACUUAAACCUCUGUAAAUUUUGUAUAGCCAAAAUUAUUUGACAGUUGAUAGCCUUGUACAUUUUGUGAUCAGGGUUUGUACAAAAAUUGUAUUUAUUCAUCAGUAAAUGUGUGUCGCUAUUUAAAUAAACACUGAGAUAUAUCUACUAAAUAUUUUCUCCUUCGAAAUUAGGUUUUUGAUAAGCUACAAAAGUUCUAUGAUAUCAAACCUCAGUACUCAGCCAAUAAUUUUUUUUAAAAAUCUCUUUCUAUUUUUGAAGAACUCAGAAAAGCAAAUUACAUUUCAUGUGACAGUUAUGUUUUUUAAACCAAGGAGGUUCUUUCGUUUUUCUUUUUCAAUACUACAUCUAUUUCUCAAAUUUUUGAACUUUAUCUGUUUGUUUCAAAUUCUCAAAAUUUAUCAGUUUUAAAAAAAUAAGUAAGGAAACACUGAUCGCAACACCUGUUUUACCGCGACAGAGCUCUGAUAAAAAUACGAAAUAAAUAUUUUCUUUUCUUUUCUUAUGUAAACACAUCCCUUUAGGAAAGACCUUCACUUCUGAUCUCUUUAUCUGAAGUUAAGAGUGAAUUUAUCAUAGUCAGGUAUGAAAAACUGUCUUCAAGGAUGAAGACUUCUAACAAAUGUUUCUUCAUCCUUGGAGACAAAACACAUGCUUCUAUUACCAUUUUGUCAAUCGAGAGACUGCUUGAAUGCUGUUUCAUAGAGCUGAUAUCAUUUGGACAUCGAGUGUCCUAUUCCUUAAUAACUUUAUUUUUUGGACCCCUUGAUUGUUUAACCGACACAACUGUGUGAAACAUAUCUCAGUUAAUUCCAUAAAUGUUUGGGUCAAAUAUGUGCCAAAAUGUGACCAAAUUCAAUUUCAAAUGUUAAAUAGAGAGUUCGCUCUCUCAAAUUCUUUUCUUGAAUAGCUCAGAUAUUGUACAUUAUUAUCGGUCCUCUCUCCCACUCCCUCCAACCAUCUCAUCAUUAAAGUUGUAAAGUCAUUAGCUUUGUUGGGUAUUAUCUGUAGCUCUGCCUUAGGAGGGAAGAAACUUGGAAAGUAAAUUAAGGCUAUGUGAUACAUGUGAAAUUUUUUGCCAAGAGAUUUAUGACACAUCAUAAGUGUGAUUUCUUUUAUGAACAUUUAUGAUCUGUCCUUUUUCUUGUAGGUUUUGUUAAUAUUUUCUGUUUUUACUGAUUCUUCUUCAGUGAGAAGUUUAAUUUGUUUUAAGCACCGUUUAAAUCCGUCACUGCAAAGAAUCUACCAUGUUAUAUGUAUAUAUUAUAUUCACAUAUGUGUAUAGUUAUGUUUCCAAAGGAAUGCUUCUAAAUUUUUGGCAUGUACAUUUAUCGUAUUAUAAUUUUAUUUUUUCUAAACGGUUAAUUUAUUCUUUAUUGUUUUAUAUUGUACACUGUUACGCUUUCAUAUCAAGAAAUGUCGUUGCAAAAGUGUUCCAUAUUGUAGAAUUCUGAUGGAAAUGGGUCUAAAUUUUCGGAAUUGAAUGCUAAUAUCCAGCAUUUUUUGAUCGUAAAUUCCUCCUCACAAAUUCCUCUGACAUCAUCUACUCAUUUAAUUAUAUGUUCUUACAACAUAUCCAUAAGACAAUCAAGGCGCAACAAAAAUUCACCUUUUGAUAUUGGAAUGAAACGUCACCCGCCUUAUUUAACAUUAUGUACAAUCUGUUCCAAUGGUGCUUCCUCAGUUUUUAUCAUUCCCAUAAAAUUGAUAAAGUAUGGAUAUUUUGUCCAAAAGAAUAGAAAAAAUCACUCUUACAUGAUGGAUCAAUUCCGCAGAAAUUUUUUUCAAACUUCCAAGACUGAUGAAGGUGCAAGGCCCAUUCUCAAUUCUAUGUAUGCAUGCUCAAUUAAAAAAUAUUUUGUGGAGUCAUGUAUAGACUAACUGAUGAGAGUGGAAUUUGUUGCAAUGUUACGUUUUGUUCAUUUUAACGUAUUAUAAACUGUGAGGUUGAAAGGCUGAGGUAUUGUGUUGCUUGGUGGACACACCACAAUUAAAGUCAAAAAAUGAUUAAAAUCAUAAAGUCUCAAACUAUAAUUUAGCGUUCAAAGAGAAAUUCAGUGAAGCAAAAUAUUAAGGUUUUUUUGAAGUAACAUCACAUCAGAGCUUCUAAUGUUGUGUCCUGAAUGGCACCUAAAAUUUUUCUAUGUGUAAUCCGCACCCUCCUAUGAACCGUAUUACUGUAAGGAAUGUGCUCAUUAAUUGUGAUAAUAUGUAAAUAUGAGAUUCCUACACUAAAUUGUUAAAGCACUGUUUUGUUGCUAAGGUGAUCGUUAUCUGUUAAAAUUUAUCCACAUUUUUACCCAUUUAACUACUUAUUCUUUGCCUAAAAAGCCAUUAAAGCAGGAUGACAUUCAAACCACUUUUUAAAAUUACCUAGAUGCACUGUUUGAGAGAAAGAGAAGGACCACGUUUUUGCACCUCUACCAUUUCCUAGCUUAAAAUAUAUUUUUCUUAUGUGACAUUCCUUUCUCUUGAUACAAUUAAAUGGCCGAAGGAUGAUACCCAUGCCAAUAAUUUUAAAACGUUUGUUUCCUUUAAACCAAGUAAAACUCAUCAGCACCAAGUACUCAGAUCCAGCAAGAAAAACGUUGUUGUUCUUUUUCUAAUGACUAAAAAAUUGCCCUAUGUAAAAGUGGGCCCAACUGACUUAGGUCAGACUGAUUCUGAGUCAGGGAGCUAGACUGCCUUGUGUAACAAAUCACUCUGACAAGAUCAGUAGUUAUCAUGAUGUUAUUCCUGUAUUUCCUCUCAGCUCAGUAGGAGUUGAUCAGCUCCUCAUACAUAAUGUAACCUGAUAAAAUACACAUACCUGGAAACCUGUAGAUACACAUGGCAGAAAAAAUACUCUCAUUGUGACAAAUAAUAAUUAAAAUUUUGAGGCAAUCAUUGAAUUUAACUUAAUUAAAUGAGGGUAAACACAGUUGUAGUAUCGGAGUCCAGUUUUUUUUCCCAAUUGACUUGCGCUCUCAAACUGCCCUUGAUAAGCAUAAUCGUAGCAGUUACUUAAUUUCAGAGAAAAUUUCUCAAGAAAAAUUCUAUUGUCAUUUUUCUAAAUUUUGCAAGUGUUUUGGUCGAGAAUGAUUCUUUUGGCUCAUGCGCCAGGGCUGUCAUCUUUUUGGCUAGAAAGUCAAAAUCUUCCAAAAUUUUUCACUCAGUGGAUGCGAUAUAUCGCACGUCAGUUCCGCUUUGCCAAAAACUGGGGACUAAUCAUUCUAAGUAUGAGUGUAUCCAAGCCCAAAGUAUAACUGCAAAUGAAAUUUUUCCAAAUAGUCUGUACGUUUUCAUAUCUGUUGCAUCAUGGACGAAGAAUACAAAUUCCAAUGAUCUGACGCCUGGAUUUAAACUUCCUGGUAGAGUGUCGCCCACCAGAAUAUUUGCAAUUUUUAAUUUAAUAAAGCUUUAGCAAACUGUUUUUAAAACCGAAACUACCAAAAUUUAAAACCAACGAGGUAGCUUGAAAUUUUGCACCAAACACCCAUACUCUCUCUACUGUAGAUUUAUCCUGUAUUUUCUGUAUAGUUCAUUACGAUUGUAUUUAACUUUGUACGUACUAAUCUAAUCUCAUGGUUAAUUUGUUCUGUGUAUUUCAUGCAAAUUAUUUAUUAUCGUAGUUUGUAUAAACAGGGGCUUGCCGCAGAAUCUCCCCAAUCUUUGAAUGAUCUUCCCAGUGGUACCUUGUUUACUUGAAAGCAAUUCUUUAUUUUGAUCUAUAGUUUCUGAUCAAUUUCCCUUAUUGAUCUAUUGUAAAACUUCCUUUAUCAACUUUUAAUUUAUUGUUCUAGAGUUUAUUUUUUAUUAACUCUCUCUUUUUUGUGGACUCAUCAUUUUAUCUUGUACUGCUGUAAUUAAUUAAUUUCAAAUACAUUUUCCAUCCAUGGAA
Messenger RNA from Bemisia tabaci, 10591 nucleotides. RefSeq lists its product as uncharacterized. The record is from RefSeq and is a predicted model, not a curated record. Lineage: Eukaryota; Metazoa; Arthropoda; Insecta; Hemiptera; Aleyrodidae.